Messenger RNA from Striga hermonthica, 1959 nucleotides. The record is from the annotation of a GenBank genome assembly. NCBI's taxonomy places the organism in Eukaryota, Viridiplantae, Streptophyta, Magnoliopsida, Lamiales, Orobanchaceae.
AUGGGUUCCACCAAUUACACGGCGCCGUUUCCCGGCCGCCCGGACCUCCCCUCAACCUCGACCUCCACCCCCACCCUUCUCGUCCCCAAAAUAGAGCCUAAACUUGAACCAUUUGACGAAUCCUCACCAUAUCCGCCCUCAUUCUACCACCUCUCCUCCUCUCUCCCAGUCCCCACCCCCAACAAGCUGCCGCUAUCUUGCGAUUUCGACCGCCUCUCAGACACGUUCCUCUCCGCCACCAGCCGCAGAAAAGAACCACGCGCGGGCAGCCCAACCGGGCACAAAACAGACCCGAACCCUCUCGCCAUAUUCUCGGUCCCAGACGGCACCGAGCCCCACCUAUCGAGCGCCCCCUCGCCCUGCGGUGUCAGGAAGUGCCCAAUUCGCUCAUCGGAGAUGGUCCGGGUCACGGAUCUGAAGCCCGAGGACAGCCGCUAUUUCCGCGGGUCGAUUCGCCGGGCCCGAAUGAUUUAUGAAUCACUCCGUGUUUUUGCAGUCGCUGAGGACGAGAGGCGGCGGGAAGUGUUCCCCAACCUCCGCAAGUGCCGCACGAGGGCCCACCUGAAGGCGGCAGCCGUGAUGAGAGAGCGUGGGCUGUGGCUAAACCGGGAUAAGCGGGUAGUGGGCACUAUCCCAGGGGUCGAGAUUGGGGACGUCUUCUUUGUCAGGAUUGAGAUGUGUGUCGUGGGGCUACACGGGCAGUCCCAGGCUGGGAUCGACUACGUACCCAUUAGCCAGAGCUUGAAUCGGGAGCCGAUUGCCACAAGCAUUAUCGUUUCUGGAGGAUAUGAAGACGGCGAGGAUGCGGGAGACGUGAUAGUGUAUAGUGGUCACGGUGGGCAGGACAAGAAUGGCAGGCAGGUGGAGCACCAGAGGCUGGAAUGGGGGAACUUGGCCAUGGAGAGGAGUAUGCAUUAUGGGAUUGAGGUGAGAGUAAUCCGCGGCUUCAAGUACGAAGGCAGCGCGAUUGGUAAGGUGUAUGUUUAUGAUGGUCUUUACAAAGUUGUCGAGACUUGGUUUGAUAUGGGGCGGUCAGGGUAUGGUAUUUACAAGUUCCGACUCGUGCGAAAUGAGAAUCAGGAGGAGAUGGGAAGUUCUGUGAUGAGAUUUGCUAUGAGCUUAAAGACACGGCCUCUCGAGUCCCGUCCGGUGGGAUAUAUGUCCCUCGAUCUAUCGGGAGAGAAGGAGAACUUCCGGGUGCUCUUUUUCAAUGACGUGGACUCUAAUCAGGACCCCAUUCAUUACGAAUACUUGGCGCGUUCUGUUUUCCCACCCUCGGUCUAUGACUCGGGGAGUGGUGGCAGCGGGUGUGCCUGUGCCAGGGGGUGCAUGGAGGGUUGCCUCUGCUGGGUGAGAAAUGGUGGGGACUUUGCGUACCACUCGAGCGGGAUUCUGGUGCGGGGGAAGCCGCUGGUUUUCGAGUGCGGGCCUCACUGCCAGUGCCCCCCAGAAUGCCGUAACCGGGUGACCCAGAAAGGGUUGAGGAAUAGGUUCGAGGUGUUCCGCUCGAGGGAGACCAAUUGGAAAGUGAGGUCACUGGACCUCAUCCCCGCGGGCUCCUUUGUCUGUGAGUACUCUGGAGUGGUCCUCACCCGGGAGCAGGCCCACUUACUCACCAUGAAUGGGGACAGUCUAAUCUACCCGGAUCGCUUUGGUGAGAGGUGGAGGGAGUGGGGGAAUCUUUCGGAGGUUUUUGCCGACUUUUUGCCCUCUUCGUACCCAUCGCUGCCACCGCUCGAUUUUUCCAUGGACGUGUCGAGGAUGAGGAACCUGGCCUGCUACAUCAGCAACAGCACGAGCCCCAAUGUGUUCGUGCAGCCCGUUUUGUAUGACCACACCAAUGUGUCCUUCCCCCGCCUCAUGCUUUUUGCUAUGGAGAAUAUUCCGCCUAUGAGGGAGCUUAGCCUAGACUAUGGUGUGGCCACCGAAAGUACUGGAAAGCUUGCUCUUUGCAACUAA